GAACUGCUGGACUUGGGCUGCAGACGUUGUCGAGGAAAGUCACCAUUCAGUCUUCGAAUCUAAACCCUAGCUCAUCAUCCGCAAGAUCAGCGCUCUUCAAAGACAAACGCACAUUUGGACAAUUCAUUAAGGACUAAUCAUCCGGAAUUGAUUUCCACGAAAAUUACAAGGAUCCUCUAGUUCAGCCUCCGAAAUAUCGCAAUGCGGGCCAUGCAUGCUGGAGGAAGCGAUGGACAAACGAUUUACAUUCUUGGCGUUAUCGUCGUAUUCUUUCGAUUAUUGCCAACUGGGAACGGGUUCCCGAUAAUCGGUGAGCACGAGACAGAAAUUCCCGAACCGGGAAAAGUUGAGAACGCUAAUGCACCGAAAAAAGUGUACACUUCUUCAAUGUUUGAACAUUGGAGUAAAGCUACAUGGAAAGCGCCAACCUGGAGUUAUCAAGAUCCCGCCGCUUGGGCGACUUUGCCAAGUUCAUCUUGCGGUGGCGACCAACAAUCGCCAAUCGACAUUUUUCCAAUAUCGUCGGUAACGAAAGCUUACCCGAAAUUCACGUUCCACAACUACGGAAAUUUUGAUCAAAUGAAUGUAUUGAACAACGGACACACUGUUGUGUACAGUCUGAACGCCAACACUCCCACAAAUAGAAUACCCUACAUCACCGGUGGUGGAUUGGACGACACAUACCAGUUCCACUCAUUCCAUCUCCACUGGGGAAGCGACUCUUCGAAAGGCAGUGAACACCUCAUCAGAUCCCAAAGUUAUCCAGCCGAGCUGCAUCUGGUUCAUUACAACACCAAGUACGGUACCUUUGCAGAUGCCACGACUCACCCGGAUGGGCUGGCCGUCUUAGGAAUCUUUCUCAAGGUGGGAUUAGUUGACAACGAAUUUUUCCAGCCUUUGGUCGACCAGCUUAGCCAGAUCCCUGUUGAUCAGCAGGAAACCAUUUUGGACAAGAUCGUGUCAUUCCAAAAUCUUUUGCCUCAAAAGACCACUUCAUUCUUUCGCUACAGCGGGUCGUUGACCACGCCCAAUUGCAAUGAAAUCGUCACCUGGACGGUUUUUGAAAACCCCAUCAGAGUUUCAGAACGACAGUUGAAUAAGUUCAGAAGCCUCAAGGACGCUGCUAAUGAACAACUCGUGAAUAAUUACCGUCCGGCGCAGCAGUUGAAGGGACGCACUAUCUAUUACCGACGCUUUCAUGGGUGCGAACUGAAAGAAUCGUGGCCUGUGACUUCCACACCCUUAUGGGAUGUCUUAACAUGGGGUCAAUGUCUAGUUAACUAUGCCUUAUCUUGGCCAUAAAGCAAAUGAGCAUCUCCUGACUGACAUAUGACGUCAUGUCGAUCGUAACGUGUCACUUGUUGGAGCAACCUUGCAGGAUCAAUGUUGCUCAUGUAACUAUGACUUUAUUGUUACGCUAUAAAAUAAUUUUUAAUCAUUUUAUUUAUUCGAUUGGGUAACUUAAUACAAUUAUAUAAAUCAA
Molecule: messenger RNA, 1483 nt
Organism: Daphnia magna
Lineage: Eukaryota; Metazoa; Arthropoda; Branchiopoda; Diplostraca; Daphniidae
Product: carbonic anhydrase
Exons: 8
Coding region: 202-1302 (366 amino acids)
Cellular component (GO): plasma membrane
Molecular function (GO): zinc ion binding; carbonate dehydratase activity
Source: RefSeq, a predicted model, not a curated record